This is a messenger RNA of Oncorhynchus mykiss (rainbow trout), 2998 nucleotides long. RefSeq names its product kelch repeat and BTB domain-containing protein 8-like. Lineage: Eukaryota; Metazoa; Chordata; Actinopteri; Salmoniformes; Salmonidae. The record is from RefSeq and is a predicted model, not a curated record. Gene Ontology annotation, molecular function: protein binding.
GCUGAACUAUUGCAUUGCGGUAAUGCAGUUGGGACAGGGGGAAAAGUGAAUUGUGCGGCCGACAAUAGUCAGGCAGGUCCUGGGACAAUACAACCAGUUUUUCAUAUUUUUAACAACUGUAAUGCGUUUGAGUUGUUUGUAUUUCUUGCCAUGAUUUACUGAUUCCCCGGAUAAGACAGAAAGGGGUGCUUUGGCUGCAUUCAGCAGUUGCUAACUAACGUUAGCUAGCCGCAGCUGGUUCUGAGAACCAUGAGCCGUGCUGCACCCCACACUGGAGGCCGUACUCAUUCAGACCAGGACAUGCGGAUCGGAGGGUGGGACACACGGAUGGCAACUGUCAGCUUCCCUUCUUGACUGACUACAGACAAUCGGGCUUAAAGGUGAAGCUACUAACUGUCUGGCCCCUGGUGACAUACACACAAUCGGAGCCCAGGACAGGACCUCCAAGUAGGGUAGUCUCCCUUUAAUCAAGAUGAGUGCAGUCCGUGGCGGAACGAUCACCUGGCGGCCACAGCCCUGGCAGGAUGGGGACAGUGGGGGCGGGGAGCCCCUCUCGGACAGCGACUCCGAAGAAGAGGACUUUCCUGACGACAGCUCCACUCCUUUAGGAGACUACGUCACACAUGGGUUGAAGCAGCUACUGGAUGCUCAGCAGCUGUGUGACGUCACUCUGUUAGUGGAGGGGAAGAGGUUUAUGUGUCACAGAGUCCUCUUGGCAGCCGUCAGCCCGUAUUUCCGUGCCAUGUUCACUAGCCCGUUGGUGGAGUCCCGUCUCACUGAGAUCCGAUUGGAGGAGGUGACGCCGUCAGUCAUGGAGACUGUCAUCCAGUUCGUCUACACUGGGGAGGCGGGACUCUGCUUGGACACGGCCGAAGACCUGUUUGUGGCGGCCAAUCGGCUUCAAGUAAUGCCCCUGCAGGACCUGUGCUCUAGGUUCCUGUUUGAACACCUGUCUGUGGACAACUGCCUGGGCAUGUACUCUCUGGCCCGCUCCCACCACGACCAGCUGCUCCUGAGGGCCUCUCUGAGGCUGGUGGCCCAGCACUUCCCCCGCGUGGCCCGCCAAAAGGACUUCCUCCUGUUGGACCCAGGUACCCUGGGCAGCCUGCUGGGAUCUGACCGCCUGGGCGUAGACUCUGAGGCAGAGGUGUAUGACGCGGCACGCCGCUGGGCCGAGCACCGGCCCCUGGACCGUUACAGCCACAUGCCGGCCCUGCUCCACCACCUCCGCCCCGGCCUGCUGUCCCUGGAGGAGAGCCGGCGGCUGAGCCAGGAGCUGGGCUCUGCGGCAGCCGGGGAGGGCCUGGGAGGCCCACUGAGGCCCCGGGAAGGCAUGUUCGAGAAGAAGAUUGUGUGUGUGGACCUGAAGCCGCGGGAGGACGAGUCGCUGAACGAGAGGGACUUCACUGUGGACUGCUUCGACCCACGUACAGGGAAAUGGGAGAAGUUGGCUGCCCUGGGCUCUCUGCUGUGCCCAGGUUGCACGGCCAUCGGGGGGCGGCUGUUCGUAGCGGGGGGCAUCCUGCGGGGGGGCACGGUGUCCACGGAGGUCCAUGAGUAUGACUCUGUGUUGGAUCGCUGGCAGGAGCGAUCGCCCAUGGUGCAGCCCCGGGCCAUGCUGGGUCUGCUGGGCUGUGGGGAGUCACUCUACGCCCUGGGGGGCUGCAACAGAGGAGCCAUGCUGGACUCCUGUGAGAUCCUGGACCUGGCCACUCUUCAGUGGGGCCCUGGGCCCCGUCUGCCCCUGCCGCUGCGCUCCUUUGCCUGUGCCGCCCUGCGCGGCCGCAUUUACCUUCUGGGCGGCACCACGCUGGAGCAGAACCGGGCUGUGGUGCACGCUGGCGUGCUAAUCUAUCACACCCUGACUGACUCAUGGACCCGUGUGGGACUGGACUCUGGUGCCACCUGCCUGGCAGGAGGGGUGGCGGUGCGGGGGGGGGUCUGUGCCAUCGGAGGCUACAUGAGGGACGCCACUAAGUUUAUAGAUGGAAACUACACCCAUCUGGAACCUCUGGACGCCACGGGGCGGGUGCUGUUCUUCAGGGAGGGCCGGGGCUCAGGGGUGGAGCGGGAGGUGACUGGGGCGGUGGUGGCAGAGAGGAGUGGGGGGAGCGACCGAGCCCCUAGUCCAGUGGUUUUUCCAGGGCUGCCGAGGCGGAUCGCUGCCGGGGGCGUGGCCAGGUGGAAACGCAGGAUAUACGUGCUGGGCGGGGAGAACGGCUCCCGUUUCUAUGACAGUGUGUACUGUUGGAAGCCUGGCUGGCGCAGCUGGGUCCAGAGACGGGAGAAACUACCCAGAGACACGGGGGGAGUCAGCCAGUUCGGCUGUACCACCCUCAAGUUCCCCAAGAAACACAUCCUGUCCCGACUGAGACUGGCUCGGGAGGACCGCAAUCCUGAUGAUGACUAGCCACAGCAGGACUAAUGAGCUGUGGCUAAGACCAGCAUUCAUGGGGUUUCAAUAAUGAAAUGAAAUGUUAUUAAUUUUUAACACUUGAGACAGUGGGGGGGGGGGGGGGGGACUCGCGUCUGAAUGUAACCACCGUAUGCCACAAAAAUGCUCAAGUCCUUCUCAAAAAUGAUUUGAAUGCAUUUAAAUGGUUUGAAAAUUGUUUGCCUAUUGAACACACAUCCUCAGCCUUUGCCAAUUUAUAGGCCUAUGCAGCCGUUAAAUUCCUAUGUUGUGAAUGUUUGGCAGGGUUUACAUUUGUUUAUUGAAAUUUGAUGAGGUGUUUUCAUUUUUUAUUUAUUUUCUAUCCCAAACUUUCUGAAAUUCACCAAAGGAUCCCACUUUUGUGUAACUUUAGUCUUUCACUAUCCAGUGAUUCCAGGGCCCCAUGUUCAUUAGGCACCAAACAGAAGAAAAUGAGCUGAAACAGGGAAGGACCACCUACCUGGACUUGUCCAAUGACCUAUACAUUCAUUUUUGGUUUGCGUUGCAACAUGUUUUGUAUUUAAAAAAAAAAAAAAUUCUCUAAUAAACAUGACCUAGAUUUUA